AUGGCAGAGACACAUAGCAAGAACAGAACCAUGCGGUCGGUCGUUUUUGAUGGCCAGCCGUUCGAGGUUUAUGUCCGUGAUAUCCCGAAGGCAAAGGUCGUCAGGCGAACGGAUGCUGUGGUUCAGGUCACUUCAGCAGCUAUCUGCGGCUCUGACCUGCACAACUACCACGGCGUCUUUGGUAGCGACCAGGUGCCUUAUUCUAUUGGGCAUGAGGCCAUGGGUAUUGUCAAGGAAGUUGGAGCAGAUGUUGCAUCCGUGAAGAUUGGGGAUCGCGUCAUUAUACCUGACUUCCCUGAUGACGUCGGGCUGGAUCUAGAACCAACGAUUAACCCUGCAAUUGCAUUGUAUGGAGAAGGCCAUCAAUUUGGUGAUUUGGGAGGUUGCCAAGCCGAAUUUGUGCGCGUCCCACUCGCGGACAAGUCCUUGAUUGUUCUCGGUAAGGAAUUCGAUGGCAUCAAGGAUGAAGAUCUAGUUCUUCUUUCAGACAUCUUUCCUACUGCCUGGGCGGGAGUCACUUGGUCGGGCUUCGAGGCUGGAGAUACGAUCGCUAUUUUUGGGGCAGGCCCACUUCUAUUGGAGCCAUUCCGAUCAACUUCACGAAGGGCGAACCGUCGGCGCAGAUUCUGGCCCGGGAAUCAGGUGGCGUCCAGCGCACCGUAG
Aspergillus oryzae RIB40 is the source of this 663-nucleotide messenger RNA. RefSeq lists its product as uncharacterized. Lineage: Eukaryota; Fungi; Ascomycota; Eurotiomycetes; Eurotiales; Aspergillaceae. Gene Ontology annotation, molecular function: zinc ion binding; oxidoreductase activity. The record is from RefSeq and is a predicted model, not a curated record. The transcript has 3 exons. Bases 1 to 663 code for a protein of 220 amino acids.